Molecule: messenger RNA, 3170 nt
Organism: Mercenaria mercenaria
Lineage: Eukaryota; Metazoa; Mollusca; Bivalvia; Venerida; Veneridae
Product: neurogenic locus Notch protein-like
Exons: 5
Coding region: 1-2988 (995 amino acids)
Biological process (GO): establishment or maintenance of epithelial cell apical/basal polarity; heterophilic cell-cell adhesion
Cellular component (GO): protein-containing complex; plasma membrane
Molecular function (GO): calcium ion binding
Source: RefSeq, a predicted model, not a curated record
AUGUACAACAACGGUACCUGUGUAAAGGAACCAACAAACUAUACAUGCCAUUGUCUUACUGGAUAUACGGGACGAAACUGUGAAAUCGACAUAGAUUACUGCUCCAACGAUACAUGUUACAACAACGGUACCUGUGUAGAGGAACCAACAAACUAUACAUGCAAUUGUUUUACUGGAUAUACGGGGCGAAACUGUGAAAUUGACAUAACUUACUGCUCCAACGAUACAUGUUACAAUAACGGCACCUGUGUAGAGGAACCAACAAACUAUACAUGCAGAUGUCUUACUGGAUAUACGGCACGAAACUGUGAAAUCGACAUAAAUUACUGCUCCAACGAUACAUGUUACAACAACGGUACCUGUGUAGAGGAACCAACAAACUAUACAUGCCAUUGUCUUACUGGAUAUACGGGGCGAAACUGUGAAAUCGACAUAAAUUACUGCUCCAACGAUACAUGUUACAACAACGGUACCUGUGUAGAGGAACCAACAAACUAUACAUGCAAUUGCCUUCCUGGAUAUACAGGGCGACAAUGUGAAAUCGACAUAAAUUACUGCUCCAACGAUACAUGUCAGAACAACGGUACCUGCAUUGAAGAAGCAUCAAAUUAUUUAUGUAGUUGUCUUACUGGAUAUAUGGGGCGAAAGUGUGAAAUUGACAUUGAUUACUGCUCCAAAAAUACGUGUCACAACAGUGGUACCUGCGUAGAGGCACCAACAAACUAUACAUGCAAAUGUCUUACUGGAUAUUCAGGACGGCAAUGUGAAAUUGACAUGAAUUAUUGUUCCAACGAUGCUUGUCACAACAACGGUACCUGCCUAGAGGAACUAGCAAAUUAUACAUGCAAUUGCCUUACUGGAUAUACGGGACGACAAUGUGAAAUCGACAUAGAGUACUGCUCCAAUGAUACAUGUUACAACAACGGUACCUGUGUGGAGCAACCAACAAACUAUACAUGCAAUUGCUUUACUGGAUAUACAGGACGACAUUGUGAAAUCGACAUUAAUUACUGCUCCAAUGAUACAUGUCACAAUAACGGUACGUGUGUAGAGGAACCAAGAAAUUAUACAUGCAAUUGUUUAACUGAAUAUACGGGACGAAAAUGUGAAAUCGACAUAAAUUACUGCUCCAACGAUACAUGUCACAACAACGGUACCUGUAUAGAGGAACCAACAAACUAUACGUGUAAUUGUCUUACUGGAUAUACGGGACGACAGUGUGAAAUCGACAUAAAUUACUGCUCAUACGAUAAAUGCCACAACAACGGUACCUGUGUAGAGGAACCAACAAACUUUUCAUGCAAGUGUAUUACUGGAUAUACAGGACGACAAUGUGAAAUCGACAUAAAUUACUGCUCAAACGAUACAUGUCUCAACAACGGUACCUGCCUAGAGGAAUUAGUAAAUUAUACAUGCAAUUGUCUUACUGGAUAUACGGGACGACAAUGUGAAAUCGACAUAAAUUACUGCUCCAACGAUACAUGUCACAACAAUGGUACCUGCGUAGAGGUACAAGCAAACUAUACAUGCACUUGUUUAACUGGAUAUACGGGACGAGAAUGUGAAAUCGACAUAGAUUACUGUGGAAACGUGACGUGUCACAACAACGGUACCUGCGUAGAGGAACCAACAAACUAUACAUGCAGAUGCCUGACUGGAUUUACAGGACGACUAUGUGAAAUAGACAUAAAUUAUUGUUCCAACGAUGCAUGUCACAACAACGGUUCCUGCAUAGAGGAACCAGAAAAUUAUACCUGCAAUUGUAUUACUGGAUACACGGGACGACAAUGUGAAAUCGACAUAAAUUACUGCUCCAAUGAUACAUGUCACAACAACGGUACCUGUGUAGAGGAACCAGCAAACUAUACAUGCAAUUGUCUUACUGGAUAUACAGGACGACACUGUGAAAUCGACAUAAAUUACUGCUCCAACGAUACAUGUCACAACAACGGUACCUGUGUAGAGGAAGCAGUAAACUAUACGUGCACUUGUAUAAUUGGAUAUACGGGGAGACACUGUGAAAUCGACAUAGAUAAUUGUUCAUACUUUACGUGUAAAAAUGGUGUUUGCAUAGAACAUCUAGGAAAUUAUUUUUGUAACUGCAAUGAAGAAUAUACGGGACAUAAAUGUGAGCGACGUAUCGCUAGUUGCAUUGGUGACCCUUGUGAAAAUGAAGCUACAUGCAUUAACGAAACAGGGAGCUAUAUUUGUCUCUGCACGAUGGACAGUGCAGGAAGAAAUUGUGAGAUUGUUGUUAAUCAAUGCUCAACUUAUCCUUGUCUAAACAAUGGGCAGUGUAAGUCUUACACAGAUGAAAAAGGCUAUAUUUGUGAGUGUCAAGAGAAUUACACGGGCAGGAAUUGUGAACAUGACAUAAAUGAAUGUGAAACUGGUUCAGCUUGUCAGGAAGGAAAGAUAUGUAGAAAUGAACAUGGUGGAUACAGUUGCGAUGACCUGUACAAACUGGAUGUUUCAACUGGUUUCACAGACACAGAUAUUCUUAUAAGUGACGUGGUGUCAAUACUUAGACACAGCAUUCUAUUAUGUGACGAUGCACAGGUCGGUAUUGAUCGAUAUCAGCUGGGAAGAGGUUCUGUUGCCAUAAGUGCUUUGUGCGAUGGAAGACCAUUGACAACAGAUGAAAUGGCUAGAGCAAUUGGACAAAGUUCAGAGAUUCUAAUACACCAUGUACAUACAGCAAAACAGAAUUAUAAGAGCUGGAUUAAAGAUCACUGGAUUAUCCUAAUUGGCCUUGGUGUUGGACUUCUCGGGGUUGUGCUGGGAGCAACACAAGCCGUUUACAUCAUUUACCGAACUCAACAGAACAGGGUAGUGGAAACUGAAGCGUCAGAUAUAUCCAACGAACGACUUCUAAAUCAACGUACAGGUUUUAUCCAACGAAGUAGCAGCGUUAGACGUCACCAUGGGAACCCCAUACAUUUUGACAAUCUCAUGUUUUCUCAUGGGGAAACAGGUCAAUGUCGUUGAUAGAAGGUGACAAGAUUGGAGAUUUUAAGAAUCUCAUUCUGGAUCAGGAUGACACGACAGCUAUUCUAUGUAGUGAACUAAAAUAACGCCGUAAAAAGCAACUGCUAUUUAUUCAUCCAUUGUUAUAAUUCUUAAUUAUUAAAAAUCUUGUUGAAACCCAAUGAAAAUAUGAAUUACGAUAU